Coccinella septempunctata (seven-spotted ladybird) is the source of this 342-nucleotide messenger RNA. RefSeq lists its product as uncharacterized. The transcript has a single exon. NCBI's taxonomy places the organism in Eukaryota, Metazoa, Arthropoda, Insecta, Coleoptera, Coccinellidae. The coding region runs from base 1 to 342 and encodes 113 amino acids. The record is from RefSeq and is a predicted model, not a curated record.
AUGACAUACGCGGCGGAAACAAGAGCAGAAACAGCUGAAACUAAAAGAAUGGCACGAACAAACGAGAUGCGAGUUUUGAGGGCAAUCACAGGGAACACAUUGAGAGACCAGAGAAGAAGCGACGAGAUCAGAAAAGAAUGCCAGACGGAGGACGUAGUUAGAUGGACCCGCGCGAGAAGAAGGUUCUGGAAUGAACAUGUCUCACGUAUGUCAAGCGACAGAAUAGCGAAAAUCGCGAGAAACGGAAGACCAGCAUCCAAAAGACCUGUAGGGAGACCCCCAAAAAGGUGGAAGGACAGCUGGACCUCAAUAUCUCAAGAACGAGAGGAGGAAAAUGGGUGA